Messenger RNA from Cryptococcus wingfieldii CBS 7118, 2790 nucleotides. RefSeq lists its product as hypothetical. Bases 1 to 2790 code for a protein of 929 amino acids. The record is from RefSeq and is a predicted model, not a curated record. The transcript is spliced from 14 exons. Lineage: Eukaryota; Fungi; Basidiomycota; Tremellomycetes; Tremellales; Cryptococcaceae. Gene Ontology annotation, molecular function: nucleic acid binding.
AUGGAGUUGCGGUCGAAGACUUUCUGCUUCAAGGGGGUCGAAAAACGUAUUUCUGGCGUGUCUCUCGCCAACCCUUUGGAUGAGCACCCGGUUAUCUCCACCCUCCUAGGUCAAAAGGACGGCAGUCGCUUCCGACGUCGCCCUUGGCCCAAGGCCUUUGUCCGUACCCCAUCUGGUGGUGCGCUCCCCGUGGGUACUCAAUGCCUUGGCCCCACUGUUCGCAGUCUCGACUUUUCUACCUUGACCUACGACUCCCUGUACGCUGCUGUUCGGGGGGUCGACGACAGUCACCGUCUGCUUGCCGCGUCGCCCUCCACUUCUAUGGCCCUUGCGGCCGCUGUUACUCCGGCCCCCUCGCCUGUCCCGUCUGUCGACUUCCCCUGUGACAUCUGCCAGAGUCCGACCCAUUGGUCCCCUGCCUGUCCAGAGCGCCACGCUCCCGACGCCCGUGCUAGGCAAGAAGCUAGGAAAUGCGACUCUCAACUUUGCAAUGGUGCCCCGGUGGAGCAUACCGAUUGGAAUCUCUGGCAAGGUAGUAAGGAAGAUGAGGUGAUGUGCCGAAAGCUAGGAAUAGCAUUACUGCCAACGGGGACAACUACUGCUAAUGAAGAAGACACUCGUUCUCCCGGUGUUGAACCUGUGGGAGACUUCAGUCAACCAAAAUCAAAGCAACAUGGCGCCAAAGUAGGGGAGAGGGCAACUCUGACCCGACCAGCUUACGAGGAGGCAAAGAAAACGCUUGGGAAACAAGAUCUUCGAGCUCGUCUUCUCAAAUAUGAGUUGUUCUCCACUGUCAUACAGCGCAUAUUGCAAGGGUGUUAUGUCAAGGACUCAAUGGCGUCUAGGAUUCGUCAUCGACGUGGCGCUCAGAUAGGUGUUGACCCCACGCUUCCCCCGUCCUCUUUCAACAGCCGCUGGCCUCGCAGCAUCGCCGCCGCAAAGUACUCCCUCGUGGUUUGCCUUAACCCCGUCAGCCUUGACAACCUCGCCAAGGCGUACAGAUCGAUCCUCGCCGUCUUUGCGGCAGAGGUCAGCGACGGCGCCCCCUCGCCCUACCAGAUCACACCCAACGGCAUUAGUGUCUAUGGGAACAAAUUGGAGUUCCGCUCCAAGGUCUUCAUGUUUGCCAGUCGGGGAAACGACUACUCUGGCGAGACCUUCAGGGAGUUUGUCGGCGCUUGUCCUGCCUGUCAAACUUCCAAUUCUACUACACAGAAAACUCCUGGUCUUCUGCACCCCCUCUCGGUUCCAACCACGAAGUUCGCAGAUAUCGGCAUCGAUUUUGUUGGUCCACUCCCAGAAUCACGCGGUUUCGACUACCUCAUCGUCAUUACCGACCGACUCACCGGCUGGGUCGUCCUAAUCCCCACGGUUACCACUCUCAAUUUGUUCCCGACCUCGAGGGGCCCGUCGUCCCUGCCCCAUGGCCUAACAGCUCGUAGAAUACGUAAUUGGCUCCUCUUGGAGCGUCGGAACGGCCUUCCCCCGUACAGGCGUUGGGGCAGCCUUCCCCCCUCCAGCCGUCAGGCCAGCCUAGCUCUCUCCAGGCAUCCGGUCAGCCUUCCCCACCCCAUCCCUGUCAUCCUGGACGGCACGGGGCACCGUCGUCGCCCUUGGCCUAGGGUUCAAGUCCGUGGCCCCAGCGUGGACCCGCUGUCAACAGACCAGGAAGCCCACUACGAGGCGGGCUUCCACUCUCUACAGUAUCUUCCCGACGACGUCGUCCUCUCGGUAGCCUUCAACAUUGAAGGCUAUCUCAUGGAGUGUUACCGAAAGCGACAAGAAGGGCAACGAUCACUCUUCAAGAGCCUAGGUUUCGCGCCAUCGGGCCCCACGAGACUGAAUUGCGACAAUAAGUCGACAAUUCACUUCGCAUCCCAUCCAAGUGCACACCAACGCACAAAGCACAUCGACAUCAAGUAUCACAAGAUACGCGAGUGCAUCGCGCAUGAAUCGAUUGUUAGUGAGGAGACUGAGAAGAUUGAGCGCGUGGAUGUGGGCAAGUUCUUGGCUAAAAUACGUCAGCUCAUUGUUAAGCGUACCGUCAAGGCCGUACAGGGCCGGCUGGACACGCUACGCAAGGAUUUCGUGAUCCUGCGCCACCUUCGCGAACAGUCCGGGUUCGGGUGGGACCCGGAGCUUCAAGUCGUGACGACGGACGAGGCGGUAUGGGAGGAUAUGCCCAAGAAAUACCGCGUUUGGAAGAACGUGCCGUUCCCCUACUACGACGUGAGCUCCGAGCAACGACAGCUCGGUGAGGGUGGGGGAGAUCUGGCCUUUGAAGGAGAAUGGGAGUCGGAUCAUGAGGGGGAAGAGGAGGAAGUUGAAGAGGACCCUUCUCGGAGAGCAAAAGUCGCCAAGGAUUACAGGCUUUGCAAGGACGGGAGUGUCGAGACGCUUAAAAAGUUGACCGCCGCUGGCCGGCUGAUCAUGAUGAAGGCCGGCAUCAUGACUUUGGACAAGACAUUCCUCGAUUGGAAUAAUGGUAAUUUUCAACAAAAGCUCAACACCGAGCAUUAUCAAAAAAAGGAAAAUGCAAAUACCUCUCCCCUUCCUCGCACCCCUUCUCUACCCCCCUCAUCCCCCCGACCCUCCACACCCCCACUCCCGCCUCCCGUCACCACCACCAUUGACAAAGUGACGGUACACAGGCAUUCCACCCUGUCCCGAUGGGACUCUUUCCCACCCUAUUUGAUCCAAGCCAUUCACCAAUUCUGGGCUUCGGUAUCCGCCCCACCCCUCCGUCAACACAAGCCCCGUGCCUUGGCCAAUUUACCGCCUCCGGUGUAA